Messenger RNA from Phytophthora nicotianae INRA-310, 2101 nucleotides. RefSeq lists its product as hypothetical. The record is from RefSeq and is a predicted model, not a curated record. The transcript has a single exon. The coding region runs from base 71 to 1780 and encodes 569 amino acids. NCBI's taxonomy places the organism in Eukaryota, Oomycota, Peronosporomycetes, Peronosporales, Peronosporaceae.
CUUGAUUGUGCAACUUACGCGCGUCGUCCGAAGUGCCUCGAAGUUCCGUCGAUAGUUGACGAGUAUUGCCAUGAAAGGCAAAUGGAGUAAGAACGUGUUCCCACCGUUGAAUCUCUCGACCGAGCAGGCAUCGCAAUUCCGCCACUUGGCGCGCGGCUUAGUGCGCGAGACGCUGGUGCACUUCAACACGUUUACCCACCUGCCCGAGGACGAGCGAAAUUUGAGCAAGCACAAGCGCUGGAAGACCGUCAAAACCCGCGAUAACCUCACGAUCUUCAAGGAGCGAGAUCCGCCCAAGAUCAUCACAGGCACGAGUUUUGACACGCCCGAGCACCAGCGCCUGGCCGCGGACGAAUGGCAGAUACCAAAGCUGCUGGUCGGUAUCGGCUCCAUUGUCGGCUCGCUCGACGACGUCAUGUACGGGGUCGUGACGCCCGACGCCGAGUCCAUGUUGCUCAAAGCCGCCAUUGUACGCAGCUCCCUGGUGGACGGAGCCGUGCUGGCGCAGAUUGAUGGACCUACGCCCGAAGAACCCUAUCGGUUUCUAGGAGUCAAGUGGUUCGUCAAGGGACCUCCCGCCACACUGCGGGGUUUCGUACAGCCUCGAGAUUUGGUAUUCGUAGAGUCUACGGGCAUUUUCAAUCGGUCAAACGGUGACCGUAUCGGAUACCAGCUCCUGCACUCAGUGGACUUGGAUGGAUACGGCCCACUACAGGAGCGCUCGCUAACGCGCGGCAGAAUCUCCAGCUGCACGAUCUUCCGAGAGAACCAAGACGGGAAACAGGUAGAUGUGUACGUACGGGGCUACGUCGAACAGCACGGCAAACUGCUGGACUCGUUGGCGCUCAAAGCGGCGUCGACGGGGUUUCUGAGCUCGUGGAAUGCUGUCGAGUGCAGCCACGUCAAGAAGCUCAUGUGGUUCGUCGAGAACCCGCACCUCGUGACCUGGAGGGAGGAAGCCGCUGCUCGUGCACGGGGACCUGACGCUCGAACACCGAUACGUUCACACGGUAGCAGCAGCUUUGAUGGUCCUAGUGGUGUGCACUUACGCAAUCUCAGUCUGGCCAGCCCCAACGAUCGCUGUGGAGGUACCUGUGGCCGCAAGCUGAAGAAAGUUACCAGUGUCGGGUUGUGCUCUCUUUGUCAAGUACCGAUGUGCUCCAAAUGCCGCGUUACCAAGAAACUGGCCUACGCUACUUGCGAACUCAAACUCGAACGUCGAGAAAGCAUCAUCUGCCGGUCGUGCGUGGCAAAAGUGCGGCUCCAGCCCGUGCGUCGGAUUGCACAGCAGGAGAUCCGCGAAGGCCGCUACCGCUGGCAGGCUAAGCAGCCUCAAUCUAUGAAGCCUACAUCGUCGUCAACUUCGGGAUCGCUUUCUCAUGAAUCAAGCGCGAAGCAUACCGCAUCCUCCUGUGGUACUACAGGAUUCCUGGACCAACAACAGCCUCUUGUCCAGGCCGCAAAUGCUCGAACCGAGUGCCAAACCAAGCCUCGUUGGUUCAGACGUCGCAAGAAGAGUGAACCGAAUAGUGUGGCGUCCAGGCCUGUGUUGUUUGGUGAAUCCACGACGCUCAGCGACUGUCAGUUGGGUGCGCUUUCGCAGUGUUCGACGGCGAUUGACUCGAUGAGUACGACCUCGCCGAUCAACCCGCUGGCUUACAGCUGGACGUCGUCCUCUCAGGAGAGCGAGUGCCGCGCCCGGGUUGAAGAAGAUGACGAUCAAAAACACCCGAGUUCACGGAAAACCAACAAGAGCGUCGGCAGCUCUGGCAUCAAAUGACGGAGCUGCGGCUCGCCGUGGAGAACACGUACCAGAUCGCCAAGCAGACGACGGACUCGUGCUGUGGUCCGAGCUUUAGUCCCCUAGGGAAAGCGAGUGUCAAGUACUGAAGACCGGAAUGGGUAAAUGUGUCUCGAAAUAUUAGGGAUGAAAAUGCUCCAGUGCUAAAAUACAUUUUGAAAUAAGUAAUAAAAAAAAAACCUGCUAUUCAUGUUGAAGUGACCCUGCAAGGCUGCAAAAAAAUUGCAACAACCGAAGUUGUGCGAAGUCAUGCGUCGUCGAAUUACGAGCUAAGGUUGCCGUGGUCAAGGCAAGCCUGUC